AUGUCCCUUGCCGAGCGGCAGAAGAAACUCAAGCCUGAGCUCAAGGAGCUCAAAAAAGCGAUCGGGGUCUUCAAGGACUUCAAGAGAGACCACCCUUCCGACAACUACACAGCCGAGGAGCCGUGCUUCGAAGCCUUCGGUAUCAACAAGGCCCGCGAGUUACAGUCGGUGCUCGAUAAUCGAGUCAUUCCCAUGGUCCGCCGGGUUCACGCGAUCUUGCGCAAGCAAUCUUGGCAGUGGGAAAUGAAGCCUCUCAUUCACCCCGAGAACGAUCUCCGAAGCACUGCCUUCCAAGCCAAGCGGCUCCGCGGGGACGUCGUGAAGACCCUCAACCUCAUCAAACGACAACGGUUUGCGCAUCGAUCGAUGCCCAACCGGAUCACGAUGAAGCCCUUUGAACCACGCCCCAACGAGACACACUAA
Oikopleura dioica is the source of this 423-nucleotide messenger RNA. NCBI's taxonomy places the organism in Eukaryota, Metazoa, Chordata, Appendicularia, Copelata, Oikopleuridae. The record is from the annotation of a GenBank genome assembly.